Messenger RNA from Amborella trichopoda, 1607 nucleotides. Lineage: Eukaryota; Viridiplantae; Streptophyta; Magnoliopsida; Amborellales; Amborellaceae. The record is from RefSeq and is a predicted model, not a curated record.
AUUCUCUCUCUCUCACACCCACACACUAACACACACACAGUUUUUUGUCCAAAGUUAUAGUCUUUCAUAACAUAUUGGAGAAUUUAGAGUAGCAACUGGCAGAUUUCUCCAACACUAGCUAACCUAACUAACUGUUUCGCAAUUUUUCCAUUUGGGUUUUUCAUAUUCAUGCUGAAAGUACACUAUUUGAACAGUUAUUUGCACCAUUCUUACUCUUUUUUCUGAUAUUUUCACUCUCUGAGUAGCAAUAGAAGAAAUGAAAGAGCCCAUCUUCCUCUUGGCUCUAUCCUAGUGAAAUCAUCAGUCCUCUCUGAUUUAUUGGAAAAAAGAGAGAGAGACCACCUUUCUUGGUCUUUUUCCCUUUGCUUUGCCAUUUUCUUUUACUUUACAUAUUACUUCCCUUCUUUUCUUCUCUGAUGUAUUUCAUUGCCAUAUGGGGUUCAAAUUAUUUAUCAGACUGUGGUGCAAAAAGGUGGGGUUUUGGGGGAUUACCCAUUGGUAGUGAGCACAUGCCAAUGCCCUUUAAAGAGGCAGUUAGAGCAGCUUGGAAGGCAGUUGAUAGGGGGCUCUCUGCUUUAGAUAUAGUUGUAGAGGGGUGCUCAGCUUGUGAGGAGCUUAGAUGUGAUGGCACUGUUGGGCCUGGUGGGAGCCCAGAUGAGAACGGAGAAACCACAAUCGAUGCAAUGGUCAUGGAUGGGACGACAAUGGAGGUCGGUGCUGUUGCAGUAAUGAGAUAUGUCAAAGAUGACAUCAAAGCUGCACAAUUAGUUAUCAAACACACCGAACACACUCUACUUGUGGGGGAGAAAGCCUCUGAAUUUUCCAUUGCCAUGGGCCUUCUAGGACCUAUGAACCUGAGUUCAACAGACUCUAUGGAUAAAUGGAUGAAAUGGAGGGAAAAUUCUUGUCAACCCAACUUCUGCAAGAAUGUCUUCCCUAUCAAAGCUUGUGGCCCUUAUAGUCCAAUUAGUGCAGCAUCUGGUUUGAGAGAUGAUCCUAAGGGAUUACACUUAGGGGAAGCGAACUGUGGAGUAGGUGAUCCAUUAAGAACUAUGUCUUUGGGAUCUGUUCCUGUGCGCCCACAUAACCAUGAUACCAUCUCCAUGACUGCAAUUGAUAAAGAAGGACACAUUGCUGUUGGUACAUCAACAAAUGGAGCAACUGUCAAGAUCCCUGGUAGGGUGGGUGAUGGGCCAAUUGCAGGAUCUGCAGCGUAUGCUGAUGAUGAAGUCGGAGCUUGUGGUGCAACUGGGGAUGGUGACAUCAUGAUGCGCUUCCUUCCAUGGUAAUUUUGAUUUUGCGAACACUGGGCUUAGCAUAAUAUGCUUUACAGAGAUGUAGUGUUCAGGUGUUUCAUUGAAGGGGCCAUAUACUUCACUGCAUUGCUCAAGAUAUUUGUGAGUUUUGCUCUCGAAUUUUUAUAUGGUUUUGUAUGCCGAGAGGGCAGUCAAUUUUGGGAAAAUUUAACAUCAUCUCAAGCGAUCAGCUUUGCUUAGGGCUUGUUUAGAUCCCGCGGAAAUGUGGAUCCCUCCGUCAAAGUGUAUCCAAACAUUAUCAUUUUACGGUUUUUCUUGAAACGUGAUUUUCAGAAAUCUGAAUCCAGGGAA